Messenger RNA from Exophiala viscosa, 1509 nucleotides. Its product is annotated as chitinase. Gene Ontology annotation, cellular component: extracellular region. The transcript is spliced from 2 exons. Gene Ontology annotation, molecular function: chitinase activity. NCBI's taxonomy places the organism in Eukaryota, Fungi, Ascomycota, Eurotiomycetes, Chaetothyriales, Herpotrichiellaceae. The record is from RefSeq and is a predicted model, not a curated record. Gene Ontology annotation, biological process: carbohydrate metabolic process. Bases 48 to 1310 code for a protein of 420 amino acids.
GUAAGAGUCUGGGUAAUUUGUGAGUUGAGUUGAUCGCAUUGCUAAAGAUGGCAUCGGUAUCUUCACUGCGUUGUCUGCUGGUUUCUUUAUUUCUGUGUCUAUGGCAAUUGGGAGUCUCAGCCUGGUCGAUCCCGCAUGAUCUCGAGUCGUCGGGCUUCCUUGCUGGCGCCUUUGACGCCGAGGGAGGUUCAGGUCUAAUUCGUCGCGAUGUGAGCACGAUCAGCACGACAGACGAUAUGACGCCAUCGAAAGUCGAGGCUGCAACCACGACCACCUCGUCAACGUACGUCUUCAACGCCACGGCCAAGGACAUCACGAUCGCAUAUUACGGCCAAACCAACAUGACCACGAACGUCACUCUGACACAGCUCUGCGCCGGGCUGUCAGUGGACAUUAUCACUUUGGGUUUUAUCGACUCCUUUUAUGCGUCCAGUGGGAAGGAGAAUAUCACCUUGGAUUUCAACGGGUAUUUGUGCAGUAACCCGAACAGCACACAGACUGCGGCCGGAAUGUCGGGACUCUUGGACUGCGUAGGCGAUGGAUUCGCAGCGGAGAUCGCGGCUUGUCAGAAGCUGGGGAAGAAAGUGCUCAUCAGCGCGGGAGGGGCUAGUGCCGAUCUAGCUAUUCCGACGGCGGCCGAUGCGACGACACUGGCGACCACGUUGUGGAAUUUGUUCCUGGGAGGGGAUGGGUAUAAGGGCAAAGGGGUCAGACCUUUUGGAAGUGUGGUGCUCGAUGGUUUCGAUAUCGACAACGAAAACGUAACCAAUGCAGCGCAUCUAUACACCUUAGUCUCGACGCUACGCAACUUGACUAAGAAAGACACUUCCAAGAAAUACUAUUUCUCGGCGGCGCCUAUAUGCGCGUACCCAGACCCCGAUAUCCCAGUGUCGACGAUGCUCAAUCAAAUCGACUAUUGGAAUGUGCAGUUCUACAACGCGCAAGCAUGUCAAUUGGGCAGUGGUCAUGCUCCUGCGGCGCUGAAGAAUUGGUCGACAGCACUUCUGGGCGCGAGAAAGUUGGCCUGUUCAGAUUGUGCGGUGCCCCAGGGUCUGUUCAACGUCAAUGGGAAUAACGUUACGUAUCCGCGUUUGCUUGUGGGAGGACGUACGUUCUACGCGGGCGAGAAAAACGGGUACGUCAAUAUGUCGAAUUACAGGACGAUAUUGGAGAGUAUGAAGAAGUUGAAGUUGCCGAACUUGUCGGGCGCUAUGUUCUGGGAUGGCGCGUACAUGUACAAGGAGAAGGCGGUGAUUGAUGGGAAGAAUAGGACGUUUGCGCAGGUUGCGAAGGAUGCGUUGAUUGACUAACGUUAGCCGCAGGAGAGUCCAGCUGGAUCAGAGCAAAGAGGUGUAUCUGGCUGUGGUGUUGGGGAGGGCUUAACCUUGUACAGUAUAAUAGCAUAGAUGGCGUUUGGGGGAACACGAAAAAAGAAUGGUGCUUGGAUAGGAUAAUCAAUAAAUAGUACAUAAUAUCAUAUACGAUGACGACCGUUCUAUCACCAUCAGC